Pistacia vera is the source of this 1904-nucleotide messenger RNA. RefSeq names its product pentatricopeptide repeat-containing protein At3g22470, mitochondrial-like. Lineage: Eukaryota; Viridiplantae; Streptophyta; Magnoliopsida; Sapindales; Anacardiaceae. The record is from RefSeq and is a predicted model, not a curated record. The transcript is spliced from 2 exons. Gene Ontology annotation, molecular function: protein binding. The coding region runs from base 9 to 911 and encodes 300 amino acids.
AGGGGAAGAUGGAGGAAGCUAAUGGAUUGUUCGAAUUGAUGAUUCAAAGAGGUUUACAGCCUGAUGUGGUGACGUAUAAUAUAAUGAUAAGUGGGCUUUGCAAGGAGGGGAAGAUGGAGGAAGCUGAUGGAUUGUUAGAAUUAAUGAUUCAAAGAGGGUUGCAACCAGACAUAGUUUCUUAUAACACUUUGAUUGAUGGUUAUUGCUUGCUGCAUAGAUUUAAUGAUGCAAAGGAGCUUCUAAUCUCUUUGGAGAGUAAGGGUUGUAAGCCUGAUGGUUUUGUUGUUUUUGGGAGGAUUUUGAGGCGGGGUUUAAGACCAAAUGUUGUGACUUUCACUUCUUUGAUUAAAGGUCUGUGUUUAGAGAAUAGGAGUUUGGAGGCUAUGGAGUUGUUCAAGAAAAUGGCUGUGUUUGGGGUCAGGCCUGAUGCGAUUACAUAUUGGACAUUGAUUAAGGGGUUGUGUCAGACAGGGAACACUAGUGUUGCGCUUAGAUUGCAUGAAGAAAUGGUUGCUGGUAAUGGUGAAGGGGGUGUUAUCUGUAAGCCUGAUAUUGUUUCUUAUGGUAGUAUUAUAGAUGGUCUUUGCAAAGAUGGGUUGGUUGAUAAGGCAAAAGAAUUGUUUUCGGAAAUGAAGGGGAAGAGAAUUAAGCCAGAUGUGGGUGUUUUUAACUCUCUAAUUUACGGUUGCUGUUUUGUGGGAAAUUUGGAGGAGUCUAAAGGCUUGUUUCUUGAGAUGGCAAAUCAAGGUUUGCAGCCUAAUUUACUGACGUAUAAUACAAUGGUAAGUGGGUUUUGCAAGGAGGGGAAGAUGGAGGAAGCUAAUUGGUUGUUGGAAUUGAUUAUUCAAAGAGGUUUGGAAAUUAGAGAAUGCUAUCAGUCUUUACAAGGGAAUGAUUUCAAAGGGAAUUAAACAAACAGUGUUUACAUAUGACACUUCUUUAACCAGUCUUUUUCUAUCAAAUAAAGUUGGAGAUGCACGGAAACUAUUUGAUGAGAUAAAACUUUAUAGUGUCGCACCUGAUUCGGUUGCAUAUAAUAUUUUGGUUGAUGGGAUAUGUAAGAAUGGUGUUCUGGAGGUAGCAAAAUUGUUUUGUACUUGGAGAACUACUAGUUUAAAAUUGCCAGCCUCAUUGAUGGGUUGUGUAGAAAUGGAAUGAUCGAAAUUGCUUUGGAGAUAUUUCACAAGUUGCCUCAAAAGGGCUUAAUGCUAGACGUUGUGACAUAUUCCAUCUUAAUCUGUGGGUUUUGUGAAGAAGUGAAGCUACAAAAGAAAUUACUCCUCGACAGUUCAUCGGAUUCUGCUUUUGGGAUGGAUAUAAUAAAGAGAAUACUGCAGACUGGGCAUCCAAUCAUUCUCAGCUGAUGAAGGAGUUGGGGAGAAUAAAGUGGUUUUGGGUCUCUCAUAUGCACAAAUGCAAGCACAAAAGUUUGAACUUCGAUAACAUGGUAGUGAGUGAUGGAAGUGAAUUAAUUGCUCGUGUUGUGGAAGUCAAACAACUAUGAACACGAUAAUGGUGGCGUGUGUUGUUCUAGUUUUGUCAAAGGCAGUAUAAUGGUUGUGGUGGUGAGUUAUUUAAGUAGCAGUUCUGGUUUUUGGUGAUGUCCGUGAUAUUAUUGAUGGCUCUAAUCGGUGGUAACAUUAGAAUUGGCGAUGCUGGUGGUGGUUCAGAUUAGAUUUGUGUAAAUCUUAUGGAAAUUUUAAAGCAGCAACAUAGAUAUGGUUGAUCAAAAUUACAAUGAUCAACUCCGAAGAAAAAGGAAAACAGAAGGUUUUAACUGUCUAGUGACAUGUAUUAUUUUCGACAUCAUGAUGUUAUCUUUGACCUGUUUUUCAAUCUCUGUUAUCUGACAAUUGAAUUCAGAAGUUGUUAUCUCUGAUCUCUUUGUAAAUUAGGAUUGUUUA